CGGAAGUACACACCACUAGGGGGUUGUGGGAACCGCGGUUCCGGGAUGGUGGGCGGCGGCGGUGGCGGCGGCGGGCUCCUAGAGAACGCUAACCCCCUCAUCUAUGAGCGUUCGGGGGAGCGGCCAGUGACGGCAGGCGAGGAAGAUGAGGAAGUGCCCGACAGCAUCGACGCCCGGGAGAUCUUCGAUCUUAUUCGCUCCAUUAAUGACCCGGAGCAUCCACUGACACUGGAGGAAUUGAACGUAGUAGAGCAAGUUCGGAUUCAGGUUAGCGAUCCGGAGAGCACUGUCGCAGUGGCCUUCACACCCACCAUCCCACACUGCAGCAUGGCCACCCUUAUUGGCCUUUCUAUCAAAGUCAAGCUUCUACGGUCCCUUCCCCAGCGGUUCAAGAUGGAUGUGCACAUUACACCGGGGACCCAUGCCUCGGAGCAUGCAGUGAACAAACAGCUUGCAGAUAAGGAGCGAGUGGCAGCUGCCCUGGAGAACACGCACCUGCUAGAGGUUGUCAAUCAGUGUCUGUCUGCCCGCUCGUGAGCCUGGCUUUGGACCACCAGCCUGCACGGGUGGCCUGGCCUCAGCUCCACCAAGGAAGGGCUCAUGGCUUUGUUUUCUUGAAUCACUGACAAGGAGAAACUUAACACUUUUUAUUUUGUAAUAAACCCUUAAUUUAUAUUC
Apodemus sylvaticus (European woodmouse) is the source of this 678-nucleotide messenger RNA. RefSeq names its product cytosolic iron-sulfur assembly component 2B (gene Ciao2b). Lineage: Eukaryota; Metazoa; Chordata; Mammalia; Rodentia; Muridae. The coding region runs from base 46 to 537 and encodes 163 amino acids. The transcript is spliced from 5 exons. The record is from RefSeq and is a predicted model, not a curated record. Gene Ontology annotation, cellular component: cytosolic [4Fe-4S] assembly targeting complex. Gene Ontology annotation, biological process: iron-sulfur cluster assembly.